GCCUGUGUGCAGGGGCUGUGUAUCCGUGAGGGGGAGUGUCGUAACGGGGAGUGUCUCAGGCUUUCAGGGCUUUAAACUGCGCCCCUUCUCUGCGCUGCUCCGCUGACUCGACACCUCUCCUCUCCGGCUGCAGCUCCCGAGUCUCCACCGCGAACCCAAACCGAGCCCAACCCGACUAGAAGUGCUUUUAUCAGGAUGCCGGAACACCCCGAGUUUGACCGUGCCGGGAAGAAGACGGGCCUGCAGGUCUGGAGGGUGGAGAACUUUGACCUGGUCCCUGUGCCGGAGAAUCUGUAUGGAGGCUUCUACACCGGGGACGCCUAUCUCAUCCUCAACACCAUCAAGCAGAGGUCUGGAGCUCUGCAAUACGACCUGCACUUCUGGCUCGGUGACCACUGCACCCAGGAUGAGAGCGGCUCGGCGGCUAUCUUCACGGUGCAGAUGGAUGACUAUCUGGGAGGGAAGCCCAUCCAGUACAGGGAGGUGCAGGGCCACGAGUCCAAGACCUUUCUGGGAUACUUCAAGUCUGGCAUCAAGUACAUGAAAGGCGGCGUUGCCUCAGGGUUCAAACAUGUGGUCACCAAUGAGGUCACUGUGCAGCGGGUGCUCCAGGUCAAAGGUCGGCGUGUUGUCAGGGCAACAGAGGUGCCGGUUACCUGGGACAGUUUCAACCAGGGAGACUGCUUCAUCCUGGACCUGGGCAACGAGAUCUACCAGUGGUGUGGCUCACAGAGUAACCGCUUCGAGAAGCUCAAGGCCACUCAGGUGGCCAAGGGUAUCCGUGACAACGAGCGCAGUGGGCGGGCCCGAGUGUACGUGUGCGACGAGGGGGCGGAGCGGGAGAAGAUGGUGGAGGUGCUAGGCCCCAAACCAGACCUGCCUGAAGGAGUCUCUGACGACAUCAAGGCUGACGCCUCCAACAGGAAGAGAGCAAAACUCUACAAGGUGUCAGAUGCGAGCGGGGACAUGGCCAUCGCUCUGGUGGCUGCAGAAAACCCUUUCGCUCAGAGCGCUCUGGAGUCUGGAGACUGCUUCAUCCUGGACCAUGGCUCCGAUGGCAAGAUCUUUGUCUGGAAAGGUAAAGAUGCCAACGUGGACGAGCGUAAGGCGGCCAUGAAAGCAGCAGACGAGUUCAUAAAGAAGAUGGGCUACCCCAAACACACAGAGGUGCAGAUCCUGCCCGAGAUGGGUGAGACGCCGCUCUUCAAACAGUUCUUCAAAAACUGGAGAGACAAGGACCAGACGGAGGGCCUGGGCGUGGCAUACAUUGCCAACUCCAUCGCCAAGAUCCAGAAGGUGCCGUUCGAUGCCGCCUGCCUGCACGAGUCUGAGGCCAUGGCCGCCCAGCACGGCAUGGUGGACGACGGCAGAGGAGAGAAACAGAUCUGGCGUAUCGAGGGCUCAGACAAAGUGCCCGUCGACCCGUCUACUUAUGGACAGUUCUAUGGAGGAGACAGUUACAUCAUUUUGUACAACUACAGCCACGGAGGACGCCGCGGACACAUCAUCUACAUGUGGCAGGGCUCAGACUCCAGUCAGGAUGAGAUCGGAGCGUCAGCCAUUUUGGGUGCUCAGCUGGACGAGGAGCUGGGGGGCGGGCCUGUCCAGGUUGUUGGUGCCCCCAUAACCACGCAGGUGCGCGUGGUGCAGGGCAAAGAGCCAGCCCACCUCAUGAGCCUGUUCGCGGGGCAGCCCAUGGUGGUGUACAGGGGGGGCACCUCCAGAGAGGGCGGCCAGAGUGCUCCAGCAGAGACCAGGCUGUUCCAGGUCCGAUCCAACUCCACAGGGCACACACGUGCUGUCGAGGUUGAAGCUACUUCCUCUAACUUAAACUCCAACGAUGCUUUUGUUUUGGCGGGUCCUGGAGGCUGCUUCUUGUGGGUGGGGCAGGGCGCGUGUGACACUGAAAAGCAGGGAGCGCUCCAACUGAGUGCCAUCCUGGGAGUGAGCCCCACAGAGCUGCCCGAGGGAGGGGAGAGCGAUGACUUCUGGGAAAUCCUGGGAGGAAAGUCCGAGUACCGCACAUCCACCAGACUCAAAGACAAGAUGGACGCCCACCCGCCCAGACUGUUCGCCUGCUCCAACAAGACCGGCAACUUCAUUAUCGAGGAGGUUCCCGGGGAGAUGACCCAGGACGACUUGGCCACAGAUGACGUCAUGAUCCUGGACACAUGGGAGCAGGUGUUUGUUUGGAUCGGAAAUGAAGCCCAAGAAGAAGAGAAGACAGAGGCCAUGGCUUCAGCUCUCCGCUACAUCGAGACCGACCCCGCGAGCAGGGACAAGCGCACGCCCAUCGUCAAGAUCAAACAAGGAUUUGAACCCCCGACCUUCACGGGCUGGUUCCUGGGCUGGGACCACGAGUACUGGAGCAGCGACCCCCUGGAGCGCAUGAUGGCUGAACUGGCUCUUUAAGAGAGAGCCCCUCCCCUCCACGCCCCACUGCUCUGUGCCGCCCCCUCCUGGCCUAAGACUGUACUGCUGCCAAUGUGUUUUAUACUAUUCUUUCUUAUGUUUUUAAGAGCGUUUGAUUACAGUCACUUGAGGCCUUUUAGAGUUGUUUUAUGCUAAUAGGAACUACUCUAGUGGGUCAGAAUUACAAUGAAGAUAUAUGCACUUUUCACGUCACGCAUAGACAGAAGAAAUAUUGGACGUGUUAAAUAGUUUAUGACAAAAAGUGAAAAUACACAUUCAAAAUCAUGUGCAUUCAGAAUUGUAUUUGUGUAAUUUUAGGGUAAUUUUGGCUAAAUAUAUUUUUUGAAAGAAUUUAUAAGUCUAAAAAUUAAAUAUAUCAAACCUAGUCAAAUCACAAUUAUUAUUCUGAAUUUAAGUCAUUUACAAUUUACAUAUUUUGUCAUUAUAUGGCAGCAUCGUCAAACGAAACAUGACAUAAUGUAUUUUAUUUGUCAAGCUUUCGUCAUUUUAUCAUGUUAAAAUGUGUCCAAAAAUUCUUCUGUCUAUGCUUUAAGUUACUUUGUACCCUACCUGUCAAAACUAGUGAAGUUAAAUGGAUGCAAAAAUAUUGUCUAUUGUCUUGUUUCUGAACCAAAUAGCAAUACAACAGAUGCCUUAGUACCAUUAUUUACGUUAGAGCGCAGUGUUUUACAGGUACUGUACGAUUAGCCUUUGUAAGCGACUAGCUAGCACGUUUAUAUUUAUUUGGAUAGAGUUUGCGGAUAGGGCUAGCUUGUUUUGUGAUGCUAGAAGAGAAAAGAAACCAUUGCUUAGCUGCUUGGUCGCCAUGAUGCCUCCUCAGGACCCUCUGUGUCACUAUUCGCCACGCCAAUAAAAUACUAAUGGAAA
Messenger RNA from Periophthalmus magnuspinnatus, 3300 nucleotides. It is a transcript of the gene gsna, whose product is annotated as gelsolin a. The transcript is spliced from 17 exons. Gene Ontology annotation, cellular component: actin cytoskeleton; cytoplasm. The record is from RefSeq and is a predicted model, not a curated record. Bases 196 to 2412 code for a protein of 738 amino acids. Gene Ontology annotation, biological process: actin polymerization or depolymerization; actin filament severing; barbed-end actin filament capping. Gene Ontology annotation, molecular function: phosphatidylinositol-4,5-bisphosphate binding; actin filament binding. Lineage: Eukaryota; Metazoa; Chordata; Actinopteri; Gobiiformes; Gobiidae.